CGUCACAUGUCUACUUUCAGCAAUCUCCUAAAGAACUUGUUCAAUAAAAAGAAUCCAAAUGUAUCAUUGGCAAUGUCUCGUUUGAAGAGCUACAUGGGAUUUUAUAACUUAAAUGCAUCAGAUGAGGAAAUCUUGGAUCAGAUAUCUGCUAUAAUUUCCAACCCAGUUCAGCAAGAAGAUUCCUUAGAGGAUUAUGAGGAAUUUCACAUACAACGUUUCUUACGGCGAUAUAUUCCCCCUUUCUUGAUCAUCAUUGGUCUCGUUGGUAAUGUGAUGUCAUUUUUCAUAUUACGUCACAAGUCCAUGGCGCGACAUUCAACUAAUGUGUUUCUAGCCGCUUUGUCAAUUGCUGAUCUCAUUGUAUUGUUUAUAGGGCUGUUUCGAUUAUGGAUUGGGGAAAUUCUUGAAAAUGACUUCAUACAUGUAUCAGAUUUCAUGUGUAAAUUUGUAAAUUUAUUGACCUACAGUUCUAGUCAAUUUUCCGCGUGGCUGGUUUUUGCCGUAACUGUGGAGAGAUAUAUUGUUGUAUGUCAUGCUUUGCAAGCAACGCGUUGGUGCAGUAGAGAACGUGCAAGAAAGACAGUGGUUUUACUGGCUAUUAUUUUUAUCCUUAUCAAUUCGCAUUUAAUAUGGACCAUUGGAAUAAGAACGGAUAUGGGUAAAAAAUGCGACGGUCUCAAGAAUUAUGAAUUUCUAGUAAGAAAAGUGUGGCCUUGGAUUGAUGCAGCCUUGUACUCCACCAUUCCCGUUAUUUCCAUUUCAUUCUUUAACAUUCUCAUCAUAAGACAAGUGAUUCGUGCCACACAUAGUCGCAGAUCCUUACAACACGCUCCACUAAACAAAAUAGAGCUAAAGAGGCGCUCAAAAAACAAGAGCUCCAAACUAACAGUCAUGCUAUUAACAAUUUCGUUCGCCUUCUGUGUAACGACUCUACCCAUGAAUGUUGUUAUGAUAGCCAGCCAUCAAGUGAGUAAUAACCCAAAGGAGAUGGCGAAAUUUUGGCUGGUUCGCACAACAGCGGAAUUGUUAAUGUAUCUUAAUCAUUCCAUGAACUUCUUUUUGUAUUGUGCCACAGGACAUAAAUUCCGAUCCAUAGUGCUUAGAAUCGUCUGUAGGAUCUCGAACUUUUCAGAUCAUAGCCAGCAUAUCUACUGUUCUGGCGGGUACAAUGGGUAUGCUUCUGGAGGUUGUAUACACAGGAAAGUUGAAUCUGUUGACUCUUCAAAUAACGAUGAUUUAACCAAUCAGGUAACGGCGUUAUGAAAAAA
Molecule: messenger RNA, 1268 nt
Organism: Saccostrea echinata
Lineage: Eukaryota; Metazoa; Mollusca; Bivalvia; Ostreida; Ostreidae
Product: probable G-protein coupled receptor 139
Exons: 1
Biological process (GO): G protein-coupled receptor signaling pathway
Cellular component (GO): membrane
Molecular function (GO): G protein-coupled receptor activity
Source: RefSeq, a predicted model, not a curated record